GCAUGCAUAUCCUUCCUGCACUCGUUCUGCGCCAACAUGAUAGAACAAAGAUUGAAGGCUUAUCUUCGGGCUUCUAACGCUGUGAUUUACCCACGUGACCCAUGGAACGCCUCACCGGAAGGCUGGAAUGCAGAAGAGCCAAAGUGCACAAUAGCAGAGACUAAUCCCCCCACACUGCUGCACAGUGUUUCCAGGCAGAAUGGCCAGCAACGAACUGUACUUGUUUUAUCAUGGACUUCUUCUACCUAAGAUUUCACACACAGGUGACAGUCUGAAGUGCUUUGAGUCAUUUCAAAUGCAGGAUGAUGACGUGGUUGUAGUGACGUAUCCAAAAUCUGGUACAACAUGGAUGCAAGAAAUUCUUCCAUUGCUCAUGAAUGGAGGGGAUUUUAGCAAAGUACUGACCAUACCAAACUGGGACAGAGUGCCUUGGCUUGAAGAGUUACGCAUUGCUGAAGUCGUAGACAAGCUGACUCCUCCACGGGCCUUCGUUUCCCAUAUGCCUUAUCACUUGAUGCCUCCCUCCUUCUUCUCUUCCAAGGCUAAGGUCAUUUAUGUUUCCAGAAACCCAAAAGAUGUCAUAGUUUCCUCUUUUAAUUUUCACCAAAUGGCCAGUUUUCUGCAUGACCCAGGAACCUUUGAAGAAUUUAUGGACAGUUUUCUGUCAGGCAAUGUGUUGUUUGGAAAGUGGACUGAUCAUGUCAAGAGCUGGAGAAACACAGAUUUAGGAGACCGAAUUCUCUACAUCACGUAUGAGGAGAUGAUUAAGGAUCUGUCUGGAGUUAUUGAACGCAUUUUAUCAUUUCUUGGUAAGAAUAUGAACAAAGAGACUCUGAAACGUGUGAGUGAACACUGUGAGUUUAAAUCUAUGAAGCAAAACAACAUGUCCAACUACUCGCUGGUGCCACAGGAUAUAAUGGACCACACAAAGUGUCGUUUUCUCAGAAAAGGAAUUGUUGGAGAUUGGAAGAAUUAUUUUACCCCUGAGCUGGAGUCGAAAUUCAAUGCUGUCAUUUUUGAAGAACUGAAAGGAACUGACAUCACAGUUUCCUGGGAUGGGGCACACAAUUGAAACCUCACUUCUUAAAAUGAUGCUGAAUUAAAAAUAAAACAGUUCUGUUUAAUUGUAUUAUCCCAUAGUAUAAUAUGUUUACGAGAUACCACAUAUAUGUAUAUACCAUAUAAAAGUCUUUAAAUGUAAACCUUUUCAUUGGAUAUGAUUCCUAAUCAUAUCCAAUAAAGUCAGUUAGGCACAGGUAGACUCAAGUUAAAUUGUAAAAGCACCUAAAAGAACCACUGACAGUUGUAGGAUGCACCAAAGCUCAAUUGCAAGUGUCAUUACAAAUUGUUGGAAUGCUUAUGUAAAUUGGAUGUAAAUUGGAUGCUUGGUCACUCACUCAUCUUCUAUACUGCUUUAUCCUGUAUUCAGGGUCAUGGGGACCUGGAGCCUAUCCCAGGAGGCUUAGAACACAAGACAGGGUACACCCUGGACAGGGUGCCAAUCUACCGCAGGACACACACAUACACUCACACACUCAUUCACACACUAGGGGCAAUUUGGGAAUGCCAAUUAGCCUAAUUUACAUAUCUUUGGACUGUGCGAUGGAACUGGAGUACCCGGGGAAACCCACCAAUCACAAGAAGAACAUGCAAACUCCAUGCACACAGAGACAGGAAUCGAGCCUGGCCGGGAAUCAAACCUGGACCCUGGAGGUGCAAAGGGAGAGUGUUUUAUUCUUAAUUAAAA
Molecule: messenger RNA, 1747 nt
Organism: Clarias gariepinus (North African catfish)
Lineage: Eukaryota; Metazoa; Chordata; Actinopteri; Siluriformes; Clariidae
Product: sulfotransferase 2B1-like
Exons: 6
Coding region: 200-1072 (290 amino acids)
Biological process (GO): sulfation
Cellular component (GO): cytoplasm
Molecular function (GO): sulfotransferase activity
Source: RefSeq, a predicted model, not a curated record